CUUCGUUCCAAGUUCUGAAUGACCAAGGAGUCGUUGUGCAAUCCCGUGAAAGUUCUACAGAGGAUUCAAUCCUUUCUGCGGACGACAUUCGACUCGACCAGACCUCGGAGGCCCGACGUUAUCUCUCUAAGAAGGGCGACGCGGAUGCGCUGCGGGAUAUACUGGUCAACCUGCACGCGGAGUGGAUGGCGUCGUCCGAAGCGAACGCGCAGCCGGAUGUCAUGGAAGAACUAGAGACGAGGCACAAGGAAGUGUUGGCAGAACUGAGGCGAACUGAAGAGGAGUUGGGCACGCUUUACGCCGAACUGCCAGAGAGGAAUGGGAGCAUUUCCAAAGACCAACUUUGUCCGCCUUCAGAAAUGGAGCAGAAAAUCAGUCGCCAGAGCGAUAUCGAUCACGAGGAAACGGGCAGCGGAUCGGGGUCUCCGCCUCAAUCGGGGAUUCAAGGGAACAGCCUGUCCCGGAUCCUAGAAAGCACGACAAAUGACAACUCGGUUCGAUCGACGGCCCUCGUCCAUGCCUAUCUCGUAUAUCAGCGGCAGCAGUCUCCCCGCGGGCAGUAAAACACCUCCAGAAUAUCUGAAGAUGCUAGGCGAGAAGACGAUCAACCCUGAGAGAAGGCCCCAAACAACCUUCGGCGUUGA
Molecule: messenger RNA, 644 nt
Organism: Cladophialophora immunda
Lineage: Eukaryota; Fungi; Ascomycota; Eurotiomycetes; Chaetothyriales; Herpotrichiellaceae
Exons: 1
Source: RefSeq, a predicted model, not a curated record